Periophthalmus magnuspinnatus is the source of this 3954-nucleotide messenger RNA. It is a transcript of the gene slc2a8, whose product is annotated as solute carrier family 2 member 8. Gene Ontology annotation, biological process: transmembrane transport. Lineage: Eukaryota; Metazoa; Chordata; Actinopteri; Gobiiformes; Gobiidae. Bases 244 to 1713 code for a protein of 489 amino acids. Gene Ontology annotation, molecular function: transmembrane transporter activity. The transcript has 10 exons. Gene Ontology annotation, cellular component: membrane. The record is from RefSeq and is a predicted model, not a curated record.
CGACUGGGAUCAGCUGACCCAAGUGUUGACGAAGCAGCUCCGGUUUCUCCACGGAAUCAAACCCCCGACCUCAUCCCGGAGAGAGCCGGGACAGAGCAGGACACCGGCUGUACGCGGACAUGCCCCCUCCCCCGCGCCCCUCUCCGGCCUCUGUCCCGCCCCUCGCGCUGCUCUGCCCCCGGGUUUGGGGUUUGUUUUGAGGCGAGUGCCCGGAGCGCAGUUUCGGUAAAACCGGAGUUCGGGAUGGAUGCGGAGGAGAGACGCGGGCUGCUGCAGGCGGAGGCCGGGCACAGAGACCCGAGCCCCGGGCAGGGAGAGCCGGACACACCGCUGUCCGAGCAGGAGCUGUACCUCAGUAAAGUCCAGAACGGGCGCCUGUUCCUCGCCACUUUUGCCGCCGUUUUGGGACCGAUGAGUUUCGGUUUUGUGUUGGGCUACAGCUCGCCCGCCAUCCCCGACCUGAUGUCCAUCAACGACCCGUACCUCCGACUGGACGCCACGCAGGCCUCAUGGUUUGGGUCCAUAGUGACCUUGGGAGCAGCGGCCGGGGGGCUCCUCGGAGGGUGGAUGGUGCAGAGGAUGGGGAGGAAGCUCUCGUUGAUGUUCUCCUCCAUCCCCUUCGUCUGCGGCUUCACCAUCAUAGUCGCGGCUCAGGGCGUCUGGAUGCUGCACCUCGGCCGCGCUCUCACCGGGCUCGCCAGCGGAGUCACCUCGCUCGUUGUCCCGCUCUACAUCUCAGAGACGGCUCAUGAGCGUGUGCGGGGGCUGCUCGGCUCCUGUGUGCAGCUCAUGGUGGUAAUCGGCAUCAUGGGAGUUUACCUGGCAGGUCUGGUGCUGGACUGGCGCUGGCUGGCGGUCUUUAGUUCAAUUCCUCCCACCCUGAUGCUGGUGUGCAUGUGUUUUAUGCCUGAGACGCCGCGGUUCCUUUUGUCUCGGGGUCAAAGGGCAGAAGCGGAGGAGGCUCUGAGGUUCCUGAGGGGCCCAGAUGCUCCGGUGCAGUGGGAGAGCGCCCGCAUCGAGGAGAGCACCCACGAACAGGGCUCUGAGUUCCGGCUCUCUGACUUGCGUGACCCUGGGGUGUUUAAGCCCCUCCUCCUCGGGGUCAGUCUCAUGAUUUUCCAACAGAUGACUGGGAUCAACGCCAUCAUGUUCUACGCAGAGAGCAUCUUUGAACAGGCGCAUUUUCAGAAUGGGGACGUGGGCUCGGUGUUGGUAGGAGUCACUCAGGUGGUCUUCACGGCGGUAGCGGCCCUUGUGAUGGACCGUGCCGGGAGGAGGCUGCUGCUCAUCAUCUCAGGAGUGUCCAUGGCGUUGAGCACAGCAGCAUUCGGCGUUUACUUCUACCUCCUGAAUCAACCUCAGCCCCAAACACAGAUAUCCUGGCUCGCCCUCCUCAGUAUGGGAGUGUUCAUCACAGGUUUCGCUCUGGGCUGGGGGCCGAUCCCGUGGCUCGUUAUGGCUGAGAUCCUCCCGGUUCGAGUACGAGGCUUUGCUGGAGCCGUCUGUGUCUUGACCAACUGGACCAUGGCCUUCACCGUCACCAAGAGCUUCCAGGACAUGAUGACCUUCCUCACCUCUGCUGGGACCUUCUGGCUCUUCUCGUUCAUGUGCGUCCUCAACCUGUUCUUCACCACGUUCUUCCUCCCGGAGACAAAAGGCAAAACUCUGGAGCAGAUCGAGGACAUGUUCAGAGGCUCCUCCUCACGAGCCUGAACUUCAUGACCAGACAACAUCUGACCAAUAGGUGUCCUCAACAAAUGGACCAUGGCCUUCACUCUCACCAAGAGCUCCCAGGACAUGAUGGAACCAGAACUGAGCCAGAAUUGACCCAGGACUUAACCACGACUGACCCAGGACUGACCCAGGACUGACCCAGGACUGACCCAGGACUGACCCAGGACUGACCCAGGACUGACCCAGGACUGACCCAGGACUGACCCAGGACUCCUCCUCUCGAGCCUGACCACCACCAAGCAGCCGCAAAUUAGAGAGAGACCAAUAUGGAGCCAAUAUCUACUCUUUUAGCUCAUUGGUUUUCAGCCUUAAAUCUCCAGCACUCCAUCUCUAGUUUAGACCUGGUUUAGUCCUUGUUUAGUACUGGUUUAGUUCUGGUUUAGUCCUGGUUCAGUCCUGGUUUAGAGCUUGACUACUACAACUGUGAACAACUACGAUCAAUACAAUCAAACAAACUAAUAAACCUGUUCAUCAUUGCACUGACCGACGGAGGCCACAAGGGGGCGACGCAGACUUAGAUUUUGAAAUAAACGUGCCAAUUCUUUAUGUGUGAUCCAUAGACUGUAUAUAUAUAUAUAUAUAGAUGGACAUGGCUAACCUGCUAGCCGCUGUGUUCCAAACUGGAAGUGGUCAUGGCCGCACUUCUGGCUCCAUCGACUCUGGCUUCAAUUCACUUUCUAUUGAAAAACUGUAUACACUCCCUCUGUAACUGCUGCUGUCAGACUUGUCAUUUUGCUUUUAAAUGUUUGUAUUAACCCGCUCCACAUGACCACAAUAUGAUUUCACGAUUUCAAGAUAUAAGCAUCAAUAAGAAACUAAUCAGGUGCCUUCUUGCCCCGAGGUUGCUCCCAAUAGCGUUAGCAACAGGUUUAAUUGAUAGCAUUGCUAAGCGCCUGCUCCCUGCUAAACCAGCGGUGCAGGCGGGAAGGGGCAUUACCUUUUUGGUUGCUAUGACACUCAUUGGAAUUCCAAAUAUUAAACUAGGCUCCAAAUUCACUGCUAUAACUGUGAGCCUCAAUGAGCUUCAUUUGACUGGAGCUGAACGCUGUGGGAGUCACAGUCAGUCCACUUCUUUAUACAGUUUAGUCCAGGUCGUCCAGGUCCUACACCAACUGGACUUAAGUUUUAGAGUUCAGAUCUGAAGAAGCCUCUCGGGUGAGCGGCCAAACGUCUUCAAUCCAAAACUGUUCAGUUACAGAAUCAAAUUUUCUUUUGCUUCGUGCCAAUCCUAGUUAAAAGAUUUAAACUACAGAAACGUCGUUUUGAUUUAACCUCGCAUUGAUGUAGCGGUCAAUAAAACGUCACCACCCGCUGCUACGUUAAGUGGGAGUCGCAGUCACCAACACAAACCAGGGGCGGUGCCAGGGGGGACUUGAGGGGGAUUAGCCUCCUCUAGAAAGGCCACAGCUCCCCCAAACAUUUUCCCCCACUUUUACAGCUCAUCCAAUCUCCACUAAAACAGUUUAAAUGGUGACCACAGAGUUCAAAAUGAGACCACAAUGAAAUAAAAAAAAAGGUUUUAUAAAUCGCUACAGGGACUAACUACACUCAGAUUGGUUUAAAACAGCAACACAAACAUUAACGACUCUUAAUUAACUCGUUAUAGCGCCCUCUUUGAUCCUCCAACCAAACAUGUCUGGCUCCGCCCCUGUCACACGCUCUGGUGUAGCUCGUGGUUGGUAGCAAAACGUUGACUUGUAAAACUAAAAAUUAAAGUCCAGCUGUUUUAAUUUUUGAUGCACUGAUUGACUUGUUAGUAAAAUUUAAAACAAAAAAAAAAAACUAAAAAUUAAUAAGAUAUUUUUUGUAUAAUUUUAUAGACCAAAUGACAUGAUACUUCUGAGUUACUGAGAUUUAAAUGUUCAGUAGAAAGCUCCUCUGUUGAACUGCUUGUAUAAUAAAAUGUGUAAAUCUGAACUGCAGAAACAUGACCAAACAGCGCCCUCUUGUGGCCACAUCUUUAACUGCUCACGAUUUUUGUGAAUUCGUUACUUUUUUUCUUUUUUUUUUUGAAGAUUGAAAGUGAUUUUUUUACUGACACAUUUUUAUGGGUUUUGUAUUUUUUUGUUUGCUUUUGAUGAACUCUCAUCUGUUUACUGUCAAAUGAAGAAUAAGCUUUUAUCUGGGUCCUUUUGGUGCUUUUUCAGUUUGUUUUUUGUUCAAAUCUUGUGAAAUGUUUGAAUUAAAAUGAAUCUUUGAAUAAAAAUCUACAGGAGUUCU